Molecule: messenger RNA, 2505 nt
Organism: Nothoprocta perdicaria
Lineage: Eukaryota; Metazoa; Chordata; Aves; Tinamiformes; Tinamidae
Gene: RPAP2
Product: RNA polymerase II associated protein 2
Exons: 14
Coding region: 1-2037 (678 amino acids)
Cellular component (GO): cytoplasm; nucleus
Molecular function (GO): RNA polymerase core enzyme binding; RNA polymerase II CTD heptapeptide repeat phosphatase activity
Source: RefSeq, a predicted model, not a curated record
AUGGAGCCUACGUUCUGUGCACAGGGGAGGAUUUUCCAAGUGCUACCAGGGUCACCGUGGGAAGCCAGGAGGCCUCGGCUCCUGCGCGGACGUGCCCCGCACGCCGCAGAGCCCGGGCCCGCGGCACGGCAGGCGCGGCGCCCCGCGCACAUCUGCCGUGAUCACCCCGAUGGGACGAGCUCGCUGCACUUCAGAGUUUGUGGUGUUUUCCUGGAUAAAGCUGCUUGCAGAGUGGCUGACCAUGGAAGAACUAAGCGUUCAGCUGCUCCGAAGAGAGAAGAUGCCGCCCAGAGGAAAGCAGCUCUGGAGGCUGCUAUUAGAAAGAAAAUUGAAUUUGAGAAAAAAGCACUAUAUAUUGUUGAACAACUGCUAGAAGAGAACAUUACUGAAGAGUUCCUUGUGAAUUCUGGCAAACUUAUUACACCAUCUCACUAUAAAGACAUUGUUGAUGAACGUUCUAUCAUCAAGCUAUGUGGUUAUCCUCUGUGUCAAAACAAACUGGAAAACGUGCCAAAACAGAAGUACAAGAUUUCCAUGAAAACAAACAGAGUUUAUGAUAUUACUGAAAGAAAGUGUUUUUGCAGUAACUUUUGCUAUAGAGCAUCUAAGUAUUUUGAAGCUCAAAUUUCCAAAAGUCCAGUGUGGAUGCGAGAAGAAGAAAAACCACCGGACAUAGAGCUGCUGAGAGAGGGCCAGAGUGGUCAGACUGGAGAAGAGGUGAAACUAUGUGAUGAAGUAAUUAAAGCUUCUGACAUUGAAAAUCCUAGCGCAUCUUCAGACCCACAUGAAUCUGGUUUUGCUGGCAAUGUCAGUGACAGUAGCAGUGAUACUGAACAAGACUUUGUUUCCUCUGUUCUACAAGGAAGUCAGUCAAGUUCAGCCCAUCUUGCACAACAACUGCACAGAAAAAGCAUCCCCCAAAAGAAACAUCUUCAGAAAGUGUAUUCCAGCCUUAAAAAAGAAGACUUGGAUGUGGUAGAAGCCACUGAGCAACUAUCUAGGUGUAAAUUAGAUGCUCAGGAAGAAAUGCAUGCUUGUUCUGUUCAAAAUAAAGUAACUGUAAAUCCUUCAGAAAAUACUAUUCCUGGAAAAUCAAACACUGCAAAAAACGAUGAAAAUACCUGUAGUGAUUCACAGAUAGUUUUUUUGAGUGUGAGCAAAAAAGGGGAAGAACAUCUUAAAAGAAUGCUAGCUAAGUAUGAGCUGAGGGAUCCAGUUAAUUCCUUGUCUGCCAAAGGCAAUCUAUUAGAAGUAAUUAAGCAAACACUUCUGGAAUGGAGAACUGAAGAAACGUUAAAAUUUCUCUAUGGUUCAAACUACGCUUCUUUGUACUCAUCAGAACGUACAUCCGCUGCCAACCAAGAGAACGAAGAGCUUGAUGAGGAUGACUUAGAUGAACCUGAUGAUCUUAAUGUUGCUGCAGGGGGGUCUGAAAACAGUUUGAAUCAGUCGUUACCAUUUAGAGGCAGGGGUGGAAUUAAGCCUCUGCCUAGUUACGAAAAGUUAAAAGAAGAAACUGAAUUUCUGGAACUUCGAGUAAAAGAGUUCUAUAAAGGAAAGUGCGUCUUGGCUGAGGAGGCAGUGACACAGGCACAGAUAGAGGAGCAUCACCACGAAGAUAAAGAUGAUGAACAGGAAGAUCCCACCUUCCCACUUGUUGAUUCAAACGCACAAAUGCAGAUUAGAAAGAGGAUUGUCCUUGAAAAACUGAAAAGAGCAUUGCCUGCAGUUUUGGGCCCUCUGCAGAUUACCCUAGGUGAUAUUUACACAGAACUAAAGAAUCUUGUCAAAACUUUCCGGUUAACAAACAGAAAUAUUAUUCACAAAAUGCCUGAAUGGACACUAAUUGCUAUUGUCUUGUUAUCAGCAUUGUCGCAUAUUAUUCCAGUUUUCAGAAAUACUGAGAAGAACCCAGUGUAUACACAGUUCCUGUCUACCCUGCUAGAAGAACUGCAUUUCAAAAAUGAGGAUCUUGAAAGUUUAACAAGAAUAUUUAGAAAGGACAACUUACCUGAGCGAACAAGAUGGUCACCUUAACGUCUCCUGCUGUCCAAAAGGGUGGUAUGGAGAAUAAUGUAUCUUCAAUGGUUGGGACUUUAAUUUUUAUGAAAAAUGAAAUUGUGUUGAUUGUACUUCUUGCCCUUUUGCAUUCAUUUAUUUCCUAUGAGCAAGAAUCUCUAAAUCUUUCAGAGACACCGAAUAAAAAAGCACUUUUCAGCAUAUGCAUAAAGACCAGUUAAGGUCUGAAAAGUGCUAGUUUAAAAGCAGCUUGUUUAUUUGUUUUCUUUGCUUUUUAAAACUUUUGGUCACAAAUUUUCUACUGGAGUUAGGGAAAGAAAGGAAAAAAAUAAUGUUUGCAUUGAGGAGUAAGGGCACUGCUGCUGGCAUCUUUCCUGUUGAGUCAGUGCGUGCAAUAGUAUUCUCCACGAAUAAUGACAGCACUAUUGAAAUAUAUCUGGAUUAGAGCCUGUUAACUUCUAAGAAAAAGGAAAGUCUUUUAAAUUU